Messenger RNA from Oryza sativa Japonica Group (Japanese rice), 1243 nucleotides. RefSeq names its product putative ammonium transporter 4 member 1. Lineage: Eukaryota; Viridiplantae; Streptophyta; Magnoliopsida; Poales; Poaceae. Gene Ontology annotation, molecular function: ammonium channel activity. Gene Ontology annotation, cellular component: plasma membrane. Gene Ontology annotation, biological process: ammonium transmembrane transport. The record is from RefSeq and is a predicted model, not a curated record.
GGUCGUGGCCGCGAAUGGCGGCGGAGGCGGCGCCGGAGUGGGUGGAGAAGGGGGACAACGCGUGGCCGCUAGCGGCGGCGACGCUGGUGGGGCUGCAGAGCGUGCCGAGGCUGGUGAUCCUGUACGGCGACUGCGGCGCGGUCGGUCCGAGGACGGAGAAGGACAGGGAGGCGUUCCCGCCGAACAACGUCCUGCUCACGCUCGCCGGAGCGGGGCUGCUGCUGUGGAUGGGGUGGACGGGGUUCAACGGCGGCGCGCCGUACGCCGCCAACGUCGACGCGUCGGUCACCGUCGUGAACACGCACCUCUGCACGGCGACGAGCCUCCUGGUGUGGCUCCUCCUCGACAGCUUCGUCUUCGGCCGCCUCUCCGUCAUCAGCGCCGUGCAGGGCAUGAUCACCGGCCUCGUCUGCGUCACCCCGGCGGCCAGGCUGGUGCCGGGCUGGUGAUGGGCGGCUCUCCGGCCGUGGUUCACCAUGAAGGUGCUGCACAAGCGGAGCCGCCUCCUGGCGCGCGUCGACGACACGCUCGCCGUGCUCCACACCCACGGCGUCGCCGGCAGCCUCAGCGGCGUCCUGACGGGGCUCCUGCUCCUCGCCGAGCCGCGCUUCGCCAGGCUCUUCUUCGGCGACGACCCGCGCUACGUCGGCCUCGCGUACGCUGUCAGGGACGGCCGCGCCGGCUCGGGGCUCCGGCAGGUCGGCGUGCAGCUGGCCGGGAUCGCGUUCGUGGUGGCGCUCAACGUCGCCGUGACGAGCGCCGUGUGCCUGGCCGUCAGGGUGGCCGUGCCGCAGCUCGCCGGCGGCGGCGACGCCAUACACGGCGAGGACGCGUACGCGGUGUGGGGCGACGGCGAGACGUACGAGCAGUACUCCGUGCACGGCGGCGGCAGCAACCACGGCGGCUUCCCCAUGACGGCCAAUCCCGUGGCGUCCAAAGCCGACGAGAUGAUAUGGAUAUAAGGUGUUUUGACUUUGGUCAUGUUUAGAUAAUAUAUUAAACUUAGUUAAAUUUAAAGUAGUUUAAUUUUGUCUAAAGUCAAAACGUGCUAUAACCUAAAACGGAGGGAGUAUUUGCUAAGGGAAAUGCUAUAGUAAGGGCAUACAGUUACGGGAAUUAAAUUUGAAAACAUAUAUUUUUUCAAUAUUUUGCGUUUAUAUAUCUGCAUAGAAAAUAUUUGCACAAAUAUAUCUCUCCGCACGACUGGACGCGGCACCAAAACGGUGCCGCGCUUCCAUUCCGC